This is a messenger RNA of Ornithorhynchus anatinus (platypus), 6149 nucleotides long. RefSeq names its product shroom family member 2 (gene SHROOM2). Gene Ontology annotation, molecular function: actin filament binding. Lineage: Eukaryota; Metazoa; Chordata; Mammalia; Monotremata; Ornithorhynchidae. Gene Ontology annotation, biological process: actin filament organization. The record is from RefSeq and is a predicted model, not a curated record. The coding region runs from base 80 to 4795 and encodes 1571 amino acids. Gene Ontology annotation, cellular component: adherens junction; apical plasma membrane; apical junction complex. The transcript has 8 exons.
UUCCUCCCAUGACCUAUCAAGCUCUUGGGACCAGACAAAUCUACAUCGCACUUCCGACCAUUUCAGUUCCCUGGGAAGCAUGGACAGUUUGGGCCACCCUUCCCAACCUUAUGCCUACGGGCGACUUUCCGCGACCAAAUCCAAUAGCAGCAUCGACCGUCUCAGCCACCAAAACCAGCGGGACUCUGCCUACGGCUCCUUCUCUCUGAACUCUGGCACGCCCAACCACACCCUGUCGAAGACGGACGCCACCUCGACGGAGAACGUGCUCUACAAAGUGGCCCAGUGGGACUCGGCCAGGUCCGGGAACGGCAAGCCUCUCCAGGCUCUGGGCGACAAUGCUCCAAGCGGAGGAGAACGGCUAGCCUCUUGGCCCCCUCCCGUUCCGUGGGAGCUAAGCAACAGUCCAAGACCAGAUGACAUUCCCGAGCCCAGGUUCUCAGGUUCGGGAAGAUCCAAUUUUGGGCCCGUCUGGUACGUUCCCGAGAAGAAAAGGACGUCCCGUUCGCCGCCACCCCCUCCUCCGCCCCUCCGGAGCGAUAGCUUCGCUGCUACCAAAGGGCUCGAGAAGACCCAGGGUCCAACCUCCUCAGAGGCCACCAGCACCCAGCACUUUACGGUUCCGACCCGAGCUCAGCCCGGGAACGAGUGGCUGUCCGAAACUGCAGAUCAGCAGCGAAGACCGGUACGAGUGAGCGACAGGAGCGCGGAGGGGAAAAGGAUCGCUCACUCGAUAUACCUGUCUGAUCUCAGUCUGGACCGCACCUUCCUCUCCUCGGAUGACCCGUGUAACAGCAACCCGGGGACCAACCCCAGUCUCCAAGCGUCUUUGUCCAGCACAGAUGUUCGUUUUGCACAACCAGCUUACGGUUUCCAUCACCAGCGCCAGUUCAGCGACGAAAGCACUUUCUUUCACCACCCUCGGGUCUCCGCAGCCCCUAAAGAACUGAGAAAGCCGGCCCAUUGUGGUGGCCAGCCCGAGCCCUCUACUGAGCGUUUUUGCGGCCGCAGUCCGACCCAAAUUAGACGAGUCGGUGCCGCCCUUCCUGCCGACUGUGCCACUGACCAAAUGUUGGAGAUCACUGGACAGAGUCGCUUUUACAGUGUAGCGACCAAACAGCCAACUCAGGGAAGUUCUCAGCCACUGCAGCUCAAAGACGAAUGUUGGAAGCCCUCGUCAGGAGCUGACAUGCUUCUGGCCCCGUAUGAAAACCCCACCGCACCCGCAACCGGCCAAAGAACCAAAUACUCUCUACCUCAAAACUGUGAGCUUGUAGAUAUCUGCGAGAGGAGCAGUUCUUGCCGGGCAGACGGUGGAGAGGAAGGUUGGUCAGAGGGCUUGGGAGACAUCCGGGGAGCCAGUCGUGUCAACGAAACUAAUCGGCAGAUCCCGGAUGCCGAUUUUGAGGGAAACCGCAGAAGUGAUAGCCUCUGUCAGCAAGACUACACGAGGCCCAACGACACUUCUCUUCAAAGCCGACCUUGCCGUUCAGACUUCAAGUGGGCCGAGGAGGAAAGCGACAAGAUCUCUCCCCGCAAGACACCCAUGUUACACUCCUUAGCUCAAGAAGGAAAAAGCCAGCCCGAACAUUGCCCAGGGGCUAGACCAGACAAACCGCCCCCGUUCGAUGGCCAGGUGGGCAAACAGGCCCGAAGGAGUGAUCGGUUUGCAACAACCCUGAGGAACGAGAUUCAGAUGAGGCGUGCGAAGCUGCAGAAAAGCAAAAGCACGGCUAGCUUGACUGGGGAGAGUGAAACUGAGGAAUGCGGAGAUCCCUGGAAACCGGAGUCUGGGGAUGACUCUUUUCCCAGCACCUACAGGGGCCAUUUGCAGGAGGCCCAAGCCAGGGUCCUCCGAGCCACUUCCUUCCAAAGGCGAGACCUAGAGGGCAGCCCUGCCGGGCAUUAUCCGAGGUCCUCGGAGCACGGGCUCGGUAGCUGCGGUUCCUCCUCCUGUCGGCCCCUGGAUCCCGAGACCAACUCCCGCCUCCAGGGAGUCAGCCGGUCUAAGCCAGCCUCCUCGGGGAUAGGGCUGCCGCCCAUCUCCCGCGUUGGAGGCCGGAGGCGCUUCACAGCAGAGCAGAAACUGAGGUCGUACUCCGAGCCGGAGAAGAUCCACGAGGUGGGCAUCUCUGAGGGAUACAACCCGCGCCGUCGUCCCGACACAUCUGAGGAAACCCUGGCCUCUUUUGCUGAUAGGUGGAAGUUUUUUGAGGAGACCAGUAAGCCCUCCCACCAGCGACCUGCCCAGAACCCAACUGCCUCUGGCCCGUGGAAAGGUCCGCCGACUGGAAAAGUCCACGGGCCCGAGGGAACGGACUGGCACCAGAAGAAAACCCGGACAGCCUCUUUCGGAGAGGGCUUGAGCUCUGGCAGUAGUCGGGCCCAUGAGGUGGAAAAUUGCCAGCAGCCUCAGAGGCUGGGGACCUUCGCAGAGUACCAGGCUUCCUGGAAAGAACAGAGAAAGCCCUUAGAAGCAAGGAGCUCAGGAAGGUACCACUCGGCCGAUGACAUCCUGGAUGUGGUCCUGGAACAGAACGAGAAACCCCAAUAUGUACAUGAACGAUCCAGGUCCUCUCCCUCCACAGAUCACUACAAACAGGAAGCCUCUGCUGGAGUGAGAAGGCAGGCUGAGGAUUAUCGAGCAGAUAGGGAGCCCAUUUCCUCUAAAACCAGGACUGAUGAGGGGAAUUCCACUUGGAGCUUCUUUUCUAAGUUCACUGUGUCUCUACAGUCUCCUCUGAGCAGAACACAAACCUGCAUUCUUUCUGGGUCUCUGAGGCAAGCUGAUGCGGAGCCCCAGAGAGCAAGUCCAGAAGAAGAACGAUAUUGGCUCGAUCAAAAUGUGCUAGGUCACUGGAAGUCUUGUGGAGCAGCUCACCCCAGAGAACCUGUGGCCUCACCCCGAGAGAGUCGGGGAAGGGCUGGGACGCUGCCUAAUGAUUAUAGGUUCUCCAAAGAGAGUGAGAGGGAAGAAGAGCAGACUGGCCAAACACUCCCCCAAGCACUUCCUGAAGCCCCAGCCAAGGGCCAAGGUCUUUGUCCGCCCCAACAGGCCAGAGGUGAGGUCUCCCAUCCUACAGAUCCGACGGCUUUGAACAGGAGACGAGGUCCCGUGCCUCAGAGACCUCCUCCCCCCAAGCUUGACGGGAAUAAAUACAGGCGCCCGGACGUUUCCACGCCCAGCUCCGGCACCUCUCCGGAAUCUCUGUGGGUAGCUCCCGGCAAGACCUUUCUGCCUCAUUCCCCUGGCCCAGGUGAUGCUGCUACUUUCAUCGAAGUAGCCAGCCCUCCGCCACAGGAACCGCGCCAAGCCACGACUACUGAGAAUGGUUUCCAGCACUUAGAUGAGGAGAAGUUGUGUCUUAAGCCCGAACCCGUGUUGUCUUCAAAGUUCCAGCAUCGCCACCACCUCCAGAAAGCGGCAAUGGAAAUGUCUAGGUCUCCAUCACCCCAGUUUGCCCCACAGAAACUCACCGAUAAGCCUCCUGUAUUACUCCAGGAUGAAAACCCGACCAGAAUUGAAAGAGUGAUGGAGAACAACACCACCGUGAAAAUGGUCCCCAUUAAGAUCGUCCAUUCGGAAAGCCACGCCGAAAAGGAAAGCCGACAGAGCUUGGUGAGCCCCCUGGAGCUUCCCGCCCUGCCCUGUGGCUUGGAGAAAGACCAGAUCAAGACGCUCAGCACUUCUGAGCAAUCCUACUCCCGCUUCUGCGCGUACACCAGGCAGGGAGCGGAACCAGAGGCGCCCAGUAAAACCAGACUCGCUGACUCACAGCCAGCCGAAGCCUUGGCACCCAACAUGAAAGACGGUGAGGCCUCCACGCCAACUGUCAGCUACGUGAAGGCCAAGGAGAAGACCUUUGAAGACCUGAAGUCAGAGGAGCUGGCCAGGGAGAUUGUGGGCAAAGAUAAAUCUCUAGCAGACAUUUUGGAUCCCAAUGCGAAAAUCAAAACCACGAUGGACCUGAUGGAAGGGAUCUUCCCUAAAGACGAACACCUCCUGGAAGAAGCUCAGCAGCGCCGGAAGAUGCUGCCAAAAGUCCCUUCUCCCAGGAUUACAGAAGAAAAGAAAGAAGAGCAGAACAUACCAUCUGCCAUCUCCCUGACGACCAGUUCUACCUACUACAGCACAUCUGCCCCCAAGGCUGAACUGCUGAUUAAAAUGAAGGAUAUGCAGGAGCAGCAGCAGCAGCAGCAGCAGCAAAUUGAAGAGGAUUCUGAGGAUGAGCUAGACCAUGACCUAUCAGAGAAGAAGGAACUCAUUGACAGCAUCAGUCGGAAGCUGCAGGUGCUGCGGGAAGCCCGGGAGAGCUUAUUGGAGGACAUCCAGGCCAACAGCGCACUGGGUGAUGAGGUGGAGGCUCUGGCAAAAGACGUCUGCAAGCCCAAUGAGUUUGAUAAGUUCCGGAUGUUUAUUGGGGACUUGGAUAAAGUGGUGAACCUCCUCCUCUCCUUGUCAGGCCGGCUGGCUCGGGUGGAGAAUGCCCUAAAUAACCUGGAUGAUGGUGCCUCACCUGAAGAACGGCGGACGCUGCUCGAGAAGCAGAAGUUGCUCACGCGGCAGCACGAAGACGCCAAAGAAUUGAAGGAGAAUCUGGACCGCAGGGACCGUAUUGUCUUUGACAUUUUGGCCAACUACUUGAGUGAAGAAAGUCUCGCAGACUAUGAGCAUUUUGUCAAGAUGAAAUCAGCCCUCAUCAUAGAGCAGCGGGAGCUUGAAGACAAAAUCAAGCUCGGAGAGGAGCAGCUGAAGUGCUUGACUGACAGCCUCCAACCGGAAAAGGUCAAAUAAGCGGUCCACCUGUGGGUGAUCUGAAACUGGCUGAUCGGUCUCGGGUUUCAAAGAAUGCAAGUGAAAUCCCAGCCUGUAUUUAUGUUCCGUAGGGAGCGGCCUACGACUGCGAAAUGGCUAUUCCACUAGCAAUAAUGCCCUCGCUUGUUUGGUCUGGAUGGUGUAUUUAAUUUUUUACAGCGUCUUCAUAAUGCCCGGCUCAGUGGCUCCUCCCUCUCCCUUCUCCUUUAGAAACAACUGUAGAUGAGAACUCUUGAAUUUUAAGCUUCAAAUCCAGUAUAUUUUGCGAUCUGUUCCAAUAGUGCAUGCAAAGAGUAACGAUGUUUUAAGGUCACAUAUCUGUUUGCUCCUACUGGGUUCAGAUCUUGCCCACCCUCCUGGGGAGCCCAGGGCAACUGAGUAGGCAGAAGGGAUGUCGCCCUGGUGAGAAGCAGAGUGAGAAAAUGCUCUUAGGGGUCUGGAGAAUGUCACCCAGGGAACUGGAUUCCAGUUGCCUUUGGAUCUGGCCCCUCCAGCUCUCUAAGUAGUAAUUUAUCAUAUUCUGUAGUGACAUCAUCUUGCCCCGACAGAAUAGAAUCAAACGAUUCACUGGGAAGGUGGAUUAUUUUCAGGUAGUCUAAACCAACUGUGAACUAGAAGCUCUUACUGUUGGCUCAGCAGGACAUCAUCACCACCAAUAAAAUAAGUGUGGGUGGUUUUUUUGUUGUGUUUUUUUGGUUGGGUUUUUUGGUUAACUUGGCAAACAGAUAGUUUUGGGCCUUCUCACCUGACCUUGUCGUGCAAAUGAUUUUUUCCUUGCACAGAUCCCAGAGAUAGUGUGCCAUUUGGCCUCAAGAUAUUCAUUUCACCAGAGCAACGUAAGAAAAAUCCUGACCCAGUGUGUUUGAAUGUAGUCAAGAAAUGUCUGAUCCUCUACACUCCUUCUCUCCCUUACACUGUUUAUAGAUUACCACUGUGGUCAUAUCAUUUUCAUUCUAUUUUUUUUCACCUUGUUUUUAAUAAUUAUACAAUUUCUGGGUGAAAUGUUUUUUUUUAAUUUAAUUCUGUAUAAUAAGUACUCUUUACAUUGACGAAACAGAAUGAUUCCCAGACUGUAAGGAGAUGAAAGUGGUACUGAACACUGAUGAAGGUGCGUCAGAGAACUGAUUUCCAACAGGCUGCUAUGCUUUCUUCUCAUGGGAUAUCAGUCUCAUGGUUUGUUUAUACUUUAAGAGCUUUGUCUCCUCUUGUAAGGAGGUACUUUUGAGCCAACCUCUUGAACACCUUGACAGUGAGACCACAUGAGACCAGUUGGAGAAGGAAUUGCUUUAAGCCUCUUUAUCCUUUCCAUUUCAAUAAAGCGGUUUUUGAAGAA